GUUUAGUAUCUGCUCCAGUUAAGGUUUAUAUAAAUACCUUGACAACUAGUUAAUGCUCUGAUCUUUAAAAUAAUAAUAAUCUAUUUCUAUUACUUAAAAUGUAUUGUUUUCGAUCAGAAGAAUCUAGAGAACAACAACGAAUCAGUCGAGAAAUUGAACGUCAAUUACAUAAAGACAAAAAUGCAGGAAGAAAAGAAGUUAAAUUACUAUUACUUGGGACUGGAGAAUCCGGUAAAAGUACUUUUGUAAAACAAAUGCGAAUUAUACAUGGAGCUGGUUAUACAGACAAGGAAAAAGAAGCUUUUAAAACUUUAGUUUAUCAGAAUAUCUUUCUAGCCAUGCAAAUAAUGUGUGAUGCAUUGCGUACACUUUCGAUAGAAUUAGAAUAUCCUAUGAAUCAAGAAAACAUAGAACUUAUCUUAAAAAUUGAUCUUGAAGAUUCUAUCGCACUGACACCUGAACGUCUCAAUGCCAUGCAUCAGUUAUGGGCUGAUCAAGGAAUGAAAAUGUGCUAUGAACGUAGAAGAGAAUUUCAAUUGUCCGACUCAUCGAAAUACUAUUUGAAUAAUUUUGACAGAAUAGCUGAUCCAAAUUACUUGAUAAGUCUACAAGAUAUUUUACGUGUACGUGUACCAACAACUGGUAUUGUUGAAUAUCCAUUCAACUUGGAUUCAACGAUUUUCAGGAUUGUAGAUGUGGGCGGUCAAAGAUCAGAACGAAGAAAAUGGAUUCAUUCGUUUGAAAGUGUAACUUCUAUUAUAUUUUUAAGUGCAUUAAAUGAAUAUGAUCAAGUUCUUGUAGAAAAUGAAAAUGAGAAUCGAAUGGAAGAAAGUCUUCUACUUUUCAAAACUAUUAUAAAUUACGAAUGCUUCCAAUCAUUGUCAAUUAUAUUGUUCUUAAACAAAAAGGAUAUUUUGGAAGAGAAGAUACAAUAUUCACAUUUGGUUGAUUACUUCCCGAAAUUUACUGGUAUGAAUAAAUGGUCAGACAAUUCCUGUUUUUAUUAUAUGGUAUAUUUACAAACUUAAUGUCUUCUAUGACAAAAAGUCGGUUUAGUUCCUUUUUAAUGAUAUCAAUAUUUCUUGAUAGUGUCUGUACUACUGAAAAUGUCUUUCAGUAUUACAAAGUUAAUUACUUUGUUAAUAGACAAUAUUAAAAAAAAUUAAAAUGGAACUUCUACUAUACAGGUUUGCGAAGACUGUUAAAUUUGUGGUUUAAAAUAGAAGGCUGAUUUUAAUAUAAUGGCCACUGAAAACUAGGAAGCAAUGGACAGACACUUAAGCAUUAGAAUGGGACUCCUUAGUAGUGCCCCUCCAUGACUCUACUAGGGAUUGAAACUAUGAAUUUUUAAUUUCUCAUUAGUAAAUGAGUUCAUUUAAGCGGUGAUUGAAAACAACUAUACCGAAGACCAUUAAGAGGAUACUAGUGAUUAACUUGGAUGGGUGAUUCCCGUAGUUUUAUUGAGAAGCCUUUGUUAGUUAUGUCCAUAACUAACCAAUCAAAUCGUUGCUUAAGCUCCCACCACGUCAAUCUGAUCUGAUAUGUCUGUAAACUAUCCCUGUUGCAUGUGACUUACCAAUUGAAAGACAUUAUUAUCCUAUUAUAUUAGUGUAACUUAUAAAUUUAUUCAUUUUAUUAAGAUACGCAAUACUGGUCGGUAUGUUUGUGCGUUUCACUUAUUGACUGUAAUUCUUUAAUUAUUGUACUAAUCUGAUUGUUUUUAUGUUUAGAAACAGAUAAAGUUUAAAGCGAAGUUGUCCUUGUUCUGACUAUAGCUUUCACAUAGACUCUGGGAUCGCCAGUAUGGCGUUUACAGUUUUAAUAGUGUAUCUGUAGGACGAAAUAAAUCCUACAGCCUUGACUAUUGAGGUUAAACCACUUUGAGGAGGCGACGAUUACAUCAGAUGAUGAUUUCACAAAAUAGCAAUUUAUUGGGGGUAAAAAACGUAAAAUUUUGGAUCACAGCUCAGUAAUCCGAAUAUAAAGAGGUUGUUCUGUGUUCAAUCAAAGAUAUGCAGUACUAAAUAGAUUCCUACUAGAACAAAACAGUUCUCUAUUGCCUUUGAAAUGCUAAAGUUGACCAAUGAUUUGAAACUACAAAUUUAAACUGUUUUGAAUAGGAAAACACAAGGCAGUGAUUUUUAACACUGUGAAAGCAACAUAAGUUGUCAGUUUUGUCAUUCACGUAUUCACAAUAGUGGUACUUUUGCGAUGAAAUAUAUUUCACUCAGUAAUAUACAUUGACAACAAAUUAUUUUUAGGUCCAGAAAACGAUGCAAUAGC
Schistosoma rodhaini is the source of this 2283-nucleotide messenger RNA. NCBI's taxonomy places the organism in Eukaryota, Metazoa, Platyhelminthes, Trematoda, Strigeidida, Schistosomatidae. The record is from the annotation of a GenBank genome assembly.